CCACCCCCACCCACCCCGGACCUGGUUUACGGCUCCGGACUCAGGCUCCAGUGCGGCUGCUGAUUGGCUGCUGAAGGCUUGGUCCCAUCCCAGUGACCCCAAAGUGCUGGAGGGAGGGGGCGGGGGUGGCCCAGUGCAAAGUGCAUCCCGAAAGCCCCCUGCCUGGAGCCCCUGCGGCUGGCACUUCGGACCCUGUAUGACCCGGGACCUCGCUGCCCCGAGACCUCUCGUGUGCCCCGGUAGCUGGGAGCCUCCGGCCCGGAGCGCGGCAGCCCCCUGCUCCGAGCCCUCAGACCGGGACUGCCCCCCCCACCCGAGCCGGGACUUCCUCCCUGCACCCCUGCCCCGAGGCUGCCCGGCGGUCAGGACCGUCGCCCCCAUUCUGCUCGGCUGUCUGGAUGCUCGGCGGGCUGGGGCCGUGAGGCACCAAGAAGGAUCAGGAACACCCGUGUCCGGCCCUGCCUGGGAUGUUUGUUCAAUGGAGAAGUUGGUGAGUGUGGAGAAGGCUGAAAGGAGGAAGAGAAGCAGCAGCUGAGGAGACAGGUUUGAGCUGGCUAGAGGAGACGAGAGAGCAGGAAGGGUCAAGCCACCCACCAGAGAAGCAGCAGAGAGCCUCUGACCAGCAUCCUGUAUAAAGGUUAAGAAAGCUCAAUCACGCUGCAAUCUGGACACACUCUGAGCCUUCUCCUCACAAUGCUGUAUGUGCACAAUGGUUAUUAGGCAAUCCACGUAUCAGAAGAAGGGACAUUCUUCCACAAGGCUGUUCCCUGUGACCUAAUGAAUCCUUGGUAAAAAGUGGACUCAGCUAGGAUGUUACACCACCAUUGUCGAAGGAACCCUGAACUCCAGGAAGAAUUGCAGAUUCAGGCUGCAGUGGCUGCCGGGGAUGUUCACACAGUACGAAAGAUGUUAGAACAAGGCUAUUCUCCAAAUGGCCGGGAUGCUAAUGGCUGGACCCUUCUUCAUUUCUCUGCAGCAAGAGGGAAGGAAAGAUGUGUUCGAGUAUUUCUAGAACAUGGAGCUGAUCCUACAGUUAAGGACUUGAUCGGAGGCUUCACUGCUCUUCAUUACGCAGCUAUGCAUGGCCGGGCCCGGAUCGCACGCCUGAUGUUAGAGUCUGAAUACAGGAGUGACAUUAUUAAUGCCAAAAGUAAUGACGGCUGGACUCCCCUCCAUGUGGCUGCUCACUAUGGGAGGGACUCUUUUGUCCGACUUCUACUGGAGUUCAAGGCGGAGGUCGACCCGCUCAGUGAUAAAGGCACAACACCACUUCAGCUCGCUAUCAUCCGAGAGAGGUCAAGCUGCGUGAAGAUCCUCCUGGACCACAAUGCCAACAUUGACAUCCAGAACGGUUUCCUGCUGCGAUACGCUGUGAUCAAAAGCAAUCACUCUUAUUGCCGAAUGUUCCUUCAGAGAGGAGCAGACACAAACUUGGGUCGCUUAGAAGAUGGACAGACUCCUUUACAUUUGUCUGCCCUUAGGGAUGAUGUGCUUUGUGCACGGAUGUUAUAUAAUUAUGGAGCGGACACAAACACAAGGAACUAUGAAGGACAGACCCCAUUGGCUGUUUCAAUAAGUAUUUCUGGAAGUAGUCGACCAUGUUUGGAUUUCUUACAAGAAGUCACAAGACAGCCCAGAAACUUACAGGACCUGUGCCGAAUUAAAAUUCGACAAUGUAUAGGCCUUCAAAACCUAAAGCUACUUGACGAACUACCAAUUGCCAAGGUCAUGAAAGACUACUUAAAACACAAAUUUGACGAUAUCUGAUGUACACAGAACUGUGAGCAAGAUUAGGAGUUAUAUUCCAGAUACUUAAAAGGCUUUUUGCCUUGCACAAAGUAUAUCCUAUGCAAUUUCUGAUUUGCUGUGAAGUCAGAAAGCAGGUAUACACUUUUAGGUUUUUUGUUUGUUUGGUUGGUUUUCAUGGUAGGGGAGGGAUUUUUUUUAUAUAUAUAUAUAUAUAUAAACACACACACACACACACACACACACACACACACACACAUCCCACAUGCUUGAAGGUCUUAAUUUGGUUUCUUGGUCCAAGUUUAAGAGGUCCAAGCUUUCUAUACAAUAUUGCAUUUACAAAACUUGUUUUUCCAAAAUGACACAAGCAGGGCUGAAGUGGAGAAUUUACCCUUUCCAAAUUUAUGGUUUCAUGGGCGCGCACGACGGUAUGAACCAGCAGAGCACUUGUUAAGGUUUGGAGGCACAGCUCCACCUGGGGUGGGGGGGUGGGGGGGACCCUGGGUUCUACUGGAAAAUGCCCGAAGAAAUUUUUAAAGUAAUGCUGUCACCUCAUUCAUUUUUAAUGAGUACAAAUUGGCGGUUUCAAACUGUUCCUUUCCUAAUUAAUGUAGCUUUCGGAUGACAUAAAUCCAGUACCUCUGCUUUCCUGUUGGUGUGCUCUUAUUUUUUAACUUAUUUUUUUAACAACUGUAGUACACUACCCGGAGACAUUGGAACUCGACUUCUGUCUCUAGUUGAAUCGUGCUUUUAAAAAAAAAAAUUAAUGGAAAAAGAAGAUAACUUUAUAAAGCCAGUGUGUUCUGUUUUUAAAACAGUGCCUCCGUGCAAUACUCUUUCUGGUGUAUUUUAUCCAUUAUUUCACUUGAUGUUUCUCAUUCCACAACCGGCUCCAACAUGCCCACAAGGACAGGAACCUCUACUUUUAAUUUUAAUUGCAGAACCAUAGUGUGUCAGUUGCAAUUUCCAUUGUAAGCUUUGUCGUUCACUUUAAGCAGAAAAUUUCAUAUCCUGGUGGUAGAGUCUUCCCUAAAAAUAGCCCAAAAUAUUGUCAAACCAUUUGGCUUUAACGGUUCAAUAAUUCGGGGUGGUUUCAUGGUGUUUUCUUUUUUUCUUUUCUUUUUUUUCCUCUUCCCAGUUUAAAAAAACGAUUUCUAAAGGGUACAGUUUCGAAUGGGUGCGCAGUUGUAAGUCUGGUUAAUUCCUGUUAUGCUAAUUAAACAUUUCCUAUUCAUUUUAAGGUUAUGCACAGUGAAACUCUUCUGGACGGUCGUUUUAUUUUCUGGGUUGAUUGGGCAUACGUUUGCAGUGUAAACAUGGUUAUGAUAAUGUGUAACAACGGGAAAGGUUCCAGAAGCAUUAGGGAUCUAUGAUGAUGCCCUUAGAAAUGUGUUCUGUGCUUGAUUUGUCAUCAUAUUGGUUUCAGAAGAACCUUUUCAAAUAUCCCAGUAUUGUUCUUAGUGCUUUGGGAAAUUUCAAAAUAUUUACACACUAGUAAUAAAUUUGUUAUCAGAAGUUUACAAGAUGAAGGGCUUCUCUCGUCUGAAUUUCUGGUUUUAAGUCAUUCAGUAUAAAACGUUUUCAUCUGGAAAGUGCAAGCAAGAAUUAAGAAUCUACUCUGGCUUUACAUUUUUUAGAGAGCCAGCAGUGCCAUUUUCUCAAGCACAAAGUCUGUUCUCUUGGAUGCGGAGUAGCUUUGGUGUUGGAGUAUCUGAUCUGCUGUAGGCAUUGCAUAGGUUUAUGAAGAACAAGAACGGGCAGCUUUGGAACCAAUGAUUUGGGGAUUGCUGAUGGGGUACAUGGACUCUUUUGCGGGGAGCCAGUGAGAGCGUGGCCAGUUUUAUAACCAUUCCAAAACUAACUGGAACCUGAUAGAUAGAAAUGGGUCAUCUCCAUCUUCCAAGAGAGAGAGUCCCUUUUGGAAGUCAACUGUGUUCUCAUUCUUUUAACCAGUGCCCAAGUCAGAACUGAGACAUACUUGCAGCAUCAGGGGCAUGGCAUGGCCAGAAAUGAAUUGAGUGUUACUUCCCCCUCAAAGCCCAGGCCUUAGGGAGGCGAGGAGCCGGGAGGGCGCCUGGGACCCUGCACUCUGAGCAGGAAUAUUAACAUUACCGUCACACAGGGCUUCUUUCCUCAAACGUGUGUAUUCAUUUAUUCAGGUAAAUUAAAAUGAUUUCUUUCCCCAGCCAUUUGGAGGUUUCCAAACUAAGUUAGCCACUGAGUUUGAGUCAGGGAAUUCCAAGUAAGAUCAGAUUAAAGUAAAUUCUUUGUUCUGUAUUGCUGCUGCAACUUCGGAAAAAAAUUAUGAGAGCUCUUCCUGGAAUUGAAAUUUCUAUUUAAUGAAGAAGUGGAUAAUUCCAUUGUUUAUUGUUUGAAGUUUGAUUUACCUGGAAGCUUAAAGAGAAUGUUUUGGUUUUGUUAGUGAAAUCCCAAUCACAUACGCUAUUCAACCACAACUAAAACUUCAGUCUCAAAGGUGGUAACCUGUAGAAUACAGGGACAAACGUGCAGGUCCGCAUUUGAAUUUAAUUGGCAGGGAUGCAUUCUGUGGUCACGUCAUGAGUAGAGAGAACAAGUAUUUUCAGAAGAUCAACUGAUUGGUUUUUCCUGAAUCUUCACCACAGUGUUCCAAACAUUAUCAAAUUUGUCACUGAGCCUUCUAUGUUCCUUUUGGAAUUUAUUGUUUAAACCUAUUCUUAAACCUUUAUAAAAAUAUAUUUGGCAAGUACACCAAAGAAACCAACUCAUAAAAGAUUAUGAUCAUUAAUGAACUGCCAACCUCAUCUUUUGAAAACAGAAGAUUUUUUUUGUGUGUAAAUAUUUGUGUUUAUAAAUGUACAGCAGAGUUAAGAGUGUUUUUUAGGUUAUUUAAUUCCCAUAUUUCUAAACUAUUUACUACAGAAUAAUCCACGCUUGUUAGUUUGGAGGACUUGACUGUUUUGUUUUUUUUAAUUCAUUAUCAGUCAUGCUUGGAACAGCAUUUCCGCUAGAGAAUUCAAUGUUCUGGCAGGAGAAAGAGUCCACAUCUGGAGCCUGAGGAGUCUAGAGUGAUUUGUCAGACGCACACCCUAAGAGACAAGAAUGUAUAGUUUCAUUACCAGAGUGGACCGUAUGCAAACAGAUUCUAACUUCCCUGCAGGUUUGCUCAGUAGCCCAGAAUGUGAUUGGGAUGAGGCCCUUUGCCCACAAAUUUAGCUUUCAUGUAACUCCUAGUGUUAUAUCAUAAUGUAUUUUGUUCUUCCUUUGUAAUGUAAGUUUUGCUUUGGGUCAAUUUGAAUUAAAAAAAAAAAAACUUAAAUCUGGUUUAAAA
Molecule: messenger RNA, 5056 nt
Organism: Acinonyx jubatus (cheetah)
Lineage: Eukaryota; Metazoa; Chordata; Mammalia; Carnivora; Felidae
Gene: ASB7
Product: ankyrin repeat and SOCS box containing 7
Exons: 6
Coding region: 811-1767 (318 amino acids)
Biological process (GO): intracellular signal transduction
Molecular function (GO): protein binding
Source: RefSeq, a predicted model, not a curated record